AUGCCAGUAGCAGCAGUCACAUGGGCGCUGUCAACCAGAACUGUCCUGAAAUAUUUCUUAUCAACUCGAAAUGGAGUUUUAUACAGUGUUUGUCAUCAAUCUACACAGCCCCUCGCAGAUGACCAUAAGUGGAAGAUGGUGCUUGCUUGGACAUCGGAUAGCAGGACAGUAGUAUGCUACUGCCCUUCUGUGGACAUUCCAUACGAACAUACAAAACCUAUUCCUCGGCCCGAUCCUAUACAUAACAGUGAAGAAACACAUGAUCGUGUGCUGAAAACUAGAUUCGAAGUGAAAGGUGAGCCCCUUGAACAAGGUCCUAGGAUAGAACAACUUAGCAAAAGGUUCUUUACUACGAAGCACCGUUGGUAUCCUCAUGGGCCGUAUCACAGAUGUAAGAAAUUGAAUCCUCCAAGACAGAUUAUUUCAAGUCUUUUACUUCUAGACACCUUUUCCUGCCUCUACCCAUCACCUAUUGAAGAAGACCAAAAGCCUCCCAACUGGACCCAAAGUGAUGUCAUCAUGAGUGGAAAAAAUUAA
This is a messenger RNA of Echinops telfairi (small Madagascar hedgehog), 537 nucleotides long. RefSeq names its product 39S ribosomal protein L42, mitochondrial-like. NCBI's taxonomy places the organism in Eukaryota, Metazoa, Chordata, Mammalia, Afrosoricida, Tenrecidae. Gene Ontology annotation, cellular component: mitochondrial large ribosomal subunit. The record is from RefSeq and is a predicted model, not a curated record. The transcript has 2 exons. Bases 1 to 537 code for a protein of 178 amino acids.